AUGGAGGGCAAGGCCAGUGCUCUUGCUUCUCGUCUCUCUCUUCUCCUCAGCCCUAGCAGCCUUGCAGCCAGCUUCGCAGCGGCUUGGUCUCAGGGCUAUGGCGUCGUGGCAAGUCGGCCCUUCCGAGCGGGUGAGAGAAUCUAUGAGGAGCCCCCGGCGCUCGUCGUGGACUCGGAGGACUCCAUGCAAGCACAGCUGCUGCAGACGGUGGCAGCGACGGUGUUCCUGGUGAUCAACGUGUUGCUGGGAGUUUCUGGGGCAGGUGUUGCCAUUCCAUUUGUGCUGGGCGCUGGCGGUGCCUACCUUUGGUUCAGAAGCUCCCGCGAUGGCUUGUCGGUACCCGAUGAGCUGAAGGAGCAGUGGGAAGCCCUCCCUGAAGAGAAGCGCGAAGCUCUUGCCAGUUUGAGCGAUUGCUCAGCUGGGGAGAAGACGCUGAGCGGGAUCAUUGACACCAAUGCAUUCUCUCGCGGAGCUAGUGCCACUUCGUCAUCCCUCGUGGUGUGCCCAACUUUGGCAAGGUUGAACCAUUCCUGUUCGCCAAAUUGCCAGCAGUCGUGGGAUGGAACAUCUGGCAUGGAGAAGCUCUAUGCGAUGAGUGAUAUCUCCGAAGGAGAAGAGCUUUGCAUCACCUACUGCGACCUUAGAAGGCCACGGGCAGAGCGAAAGCAAGAGCUGAAAGCCAAGUACGGCUUUGAGUGCACUUGUCCAGCAUGCUCGACACUGGAUUCUGCCCAAAGUGAUGCGAACCGUGUCGCGAUUGCAAGGCUUGAGGAGGAGCUCUGCCGCGAAGGCCCUGCAAACCCCACGAGUGGCUUACUCUGUGCGGAAGAACUCCUGGCCACCAUUGAUGCAGAAGGUUUGUCGGACAAGAUGCUUCGAGGUCUGGCCUGCUACGAGGCGAUGGAAUGCGCGCUGCGCCUCGGCAAUGAGGAGGCCGUGACAGACUGGGCUGCCAAGGCUCAUCUCUACCUCAGCCAGGCUCGCGGGUCCGACAACAGUCUAGCCCGAGAAGCGAAGAAGUGCAGUGAAAGCCCUACGCAGCAUCCUCUCUGGGCUGGGGCUGCGACAAAAAAAGUGCAGACUUCUGCCGGUACAGGGUGUAGCAACGAGAGCACGUUCCAGCUCACACAUUGUCUGUGUGCAAGGGAUCUCCCGGGUAGCCGCAGCGCUGGACCAAGAGAGCAAAGACAUCCUGGGCCCCAGCGAUGCAAACGAUGCGGUGCCUGCGCUUGCAACUUCUUGCCCUCCUGCUGA
Messenger RNA from Symbiodinium natans, 1254 nucleotides. NCBI's taxonomy places the organism in Eukaryota, Dinophyceae, Suessiales, Symbiodiniaceae. The record is from the annotation of a GenBank genome assembly.